AUGGACGAAUACCGCUUUCCUAACUCCCGCCUCAAGAAGAAGAUGGACGACCCGGAAAAGACACCUCUUCUGCUUGUUGCCUGCGGCUCCUUCUCCCCUAUUACCUUCCUACAUCUGCGCAUGUUCGUCAUGGCUGCCGACUACGUCAAGCACAACACGGAUUACGAGAUGAUAGGCGGAUAUCUAUCUCCUGUGUCCGAUGCAUACAAGAAGCAAGGCUUAGCCCCAGCAGAACACAGAGUUGCCAUGUGUCAACUUGCCAUUGAUAAAGCCUCCAAUUGGCUCAUGGUUGACCCAUGGGAAGCGGAAAAGAAGGAUUACCAGCCCACCGCCAAGGUGCUGGACCAUUUCGAUCAUGAGAUCAACGUUAUCCGAAAGGGCAUUGACAAUGGAAACGGUGCCCGGAAACCUGUUAAGAUUUCUCUGCUCGCCGGGGCCGACUUAAUCCAGACCAUGUCUACCCCCGGUGUAUGGAGCGAGAAAGAUCUGGACCAUAUCCUCGGAAGAUAUGGCACUUUUAUCAUCGAGAGGUCUGGCACCGAUAUUGACGAAGCCCUGGCAAGCUUGCAAAACUAUCGCGACAAUAUCCAUGUUAUCCAGCAACUCAUCCAGAAUGACGUCAGCAGCACAAAGAUAAGACUAUUCCUGAGGAGAGGCAUGAGCGUACAGUACCUUAUCCCAGCACCCGUUGUUGAAUAUAUCGAGCAAAACCAUCUGUACAGAGAUGAUGCUCGUUCUUCGAGCACCACUUCUAUCCAACACGCGGAUGGUGACAAAGGGAAGUCCAAGGAAACCCCAGCAGCCAGUUAA
This is a messenger RNA of Cladophialophora psammophila CBS 110553, 810 nucleotides long. RefSeq names its product nicotinate (nicotinamide) nucleotide adenylyltransferase. Bases 1 to 810 code for a protein of 269 amino acids. The record is from RefSeq and is a predicted model, not a curated record. NCBI's taxonomy places the organism in Eukaryota, Fungi, Ascomycota, Eurotiomycetes, Chaetothyriales, Herpotrichiellaceae. Gene Ontology annotation, molecular function: nicotinamide-nucleotide adenylyltransferase activity; nicotinate-nucleotide adenylyltransferase activity. Gene Ontology annotation, biological process: NAD+ biosynthetic process. The transcript is spliced from 2 exons.